Molecule: messenger RNA, 1599 nt
Organism: Volvox carteri f. nagariensis
Lineage: Eukaryota; Viridiplantae; Chlorophyta; Chlorophyceae; Chlamydomonadales; Volvocaceae
Product: amine oxidase-like protein
Exons: 8
Coding region: 1-1599 (532 amino acids)
Molecular function (GO): oxidoreductase activity
Source: RefSeq, a predicted model, not a curated record
AUGAAGGCCGCCGGCUAUCAAUCUCGUAGCUGUAUUGCGGCCAACCAAGCGCGGGCGUGUAAUGAGCGCAAAAUUUGUUCGCCUGGUUGCAUUUUUGAUAGAAAGCAGCUAACGUAUAAACGUUGGCGGCUCAGACAAGUCCAACAACCUCGGCGCGCAAUGGAGUCAUACCAUAGCGUUGCCAUCAUAGGUGGCGGCUUGUCAGGGCUUUAUGCGGCGCAUUUACUGAAGGAACGGUUCCCCGACGUCGUGGUUCUGGAGGCACAGAACCGCGUCGGCGGCCGCAUCAAGCAGGUCCAUGGGAUGGCUCCUUGGCCCAUUGAGGCUGGACCGGAGUUCGUUCACGGUCGCAAUUCCGUCUUUGUUCGCUUCGUGGAGCAGCAGCUGGGUGUGAAGUUUGGGGAGAAAGAAUGGCCCGACUGGUGGUACUUCGGUCCUGAAGUCGGAGGGCAGGGACUGAUCAACGACCAGGACGUGGACGACGAAGUAGACAAAGUUCACGAUUUGUUCGGAGACUGUGGUGAUGAAGCUCACCCACCUCCGGGUCGAGAUCAGUCGGCGGCGGAGUGGAUGGUGGCUAAGGGCUGUACCCAGCGCCAGAUGGCAGUUGCGGACGCGUGCUAUGCGAACGACUUCGGUUGUUCGUUAAAGCAGUUGGGUGUGCGAGAGAUGAUUGAGGAGAACCGCUGCUGGGAUUCGGGUGAGACGUAUCUUUUAAUGGAUCGCUCCAUGGGCUCUGUGAUUACCCAUCUGGCCCGAGACGCAAAUGUACGAACCAGCUGGGUCGUAUCGAGCAUAUCGUACGGUGGAGAGGCCGGAGCGAAAGGCGGCGUGCGGAUUUGCGCGGCUGAUGGGCGAGUAGUGCGGUGCCAGGCAGCACUGCUUACGGUGCCUGUGACUAUCUUGCAGCAAGGCGCCAUCACCUUCUCGCCACCGCUUCCGGCGGCGAAGACUGCGGCUCUGUCCCGCGUGCGAAUGGGCAACGUGGUCAAGGUGGUGCUGUCCUUCAGCAGGCGAUUUUGGAGGGAAGACAUGUACGACGUCGUGUGUCCCGGGGCCUUUGCUCCAGAGUUUUGGAUGCUCAACUACCCUGUGACAAAUCCUGGUGCCGGAACGCCGCAUUGUGUCGUUGGUUUUAUCGCCGGGGAGCGAGCUGACGAGGUCUCGGCCCUGGGCCCGGAGGCGGCGCAGAAGCGCUUCUUAGAGCAGCUAGAUGAGAUUUUCGGAACGGCUGCUGACCCACAUCCCGCCUCAUCUUGUGUCGUGAAGGGCCACGUGGUGGACUGGUCCAAGCAUCUGCGCACUUGCACUCGUUGCAUUAUCCCCCACUAUUACCCCCCACGAGCUUUUUCACCUCCCGAACCUUUUGUCCGCGGCGCCUACUCGUAUCCGUCCCUGGGCGCGGAGCUGGGCGACCGAGCCGCCCUGGCUUCCCCUGUGGCGGGUCGCUUGUUCUUCGCUGGGGAGGCCACUAAUGAGGCCAUUAACCCCUGCAUUCAAGGAGCAAUGCAGACGGCGGAGCGGGCGGCGGCGCAGAUCCGCGCGGCGCUGGACGCCGUUGCCGUCACCGCGGGUGCUGUCGUACGCAGCAAGCUGUAG